GCCACGCGCACAAGCAAGCUCAGGAAAGCAGCAGGCGCCAUUGUCGCCGCGUGUAUAAACAUCUAGCAUGAGCAAGCCAGCUGCUGCACGUAGCAGUUCAUAGUUCUCGUAGUGCAAGUGUGGACGUCGGCCAUGUCGGACGAGCAAUGGCGCCUCGUUGGACCGAGCACGGCCACCGCAGCGGCGAGGUGGAAAGAGCUCCACGGCGAGCAGUCGUGGGAGGGGCUGCUGCGGCCGCUGGACCUGGAGCUCCGGCGCACGGUGAUCUGGUACGGCGAGAUGGCGCAGGCCACGUACGACGCGUUCAACCACGAGAGGCACUCGCCGCACGCCGGGCUCUCGCGCUUCGGCAGGAAGCGCUUCUUCGAGCGCGUGAUGCUGCCGGGCCACGCCGCCGCGUACCGGGUCACCAGGUUCCUGUACGCCACGUCCUCCGCCCACGCCGCGAAGGCCGUCGCGUUCGUGAAGGGCGGCCAUCCGCGGAGCCGGUGCAGGGAGUCCAACUGGAUCGGGUACGUCGCAGUGGCCACCGACGCGGGGAAGUCCGCGCUCGGGCGCCGGGACGUGGUCGUCGCGUGGCGCGGCACCAUCCAGGCGCUGCAGUGGACCAACGACCUCGAGUUUGCCAUGGUGCAUCCCACGGGCAUCAUCGGCGACGCCACUGGCGCCGACGUCAUGGUGCACCGCGGCUGGCUCUCCAUCUACACCUCCACCGACCCGGCCUCCACCCACAACAAGGAAAGCGCCAGAGGCCAGGCGCUGGCUGAGGUGCGGAAGCUGGUGGGCACGUACAAGGACGAGGAGGUGAGCAUCACGGUGACCGGGCACAGCCUCGGGGCGGCGCUGGCCACCCUGAGCGCCUUCGACAUCGCCGAGAACGGCUACAACUGCACGGCCUCGGCGACGUUCCCGGUCACGGCGUUUGCGUUCGCCAGUCCACGCGUGGGCGGCGCCAGCUUCAAGCAGCGGUUGGACACCGCGGCGGCCGCCGGCCUCCGUGUCCUGCGCGUCCUCAACUCCGGGGACAUCGUGCCCAGGUACCCGGCGCUGCCGUACCAUGACGUGGGUGUCGAGCUGGUCAUCGACACCAGCGCGUCGCCGUACCUCAAGGCGCCCGGCGACGUGAACGUGUGGCACAACCUGGAAUGCUACCUGCACGGGGUGGCGGGCGCGCCGACGGCCUCCGGAGAGGGGUUCGAGCACGUGGUGGAGCGGGACGUGGCGCUGGUGAACAAGUCGUACGACGCACUCAAGGAGGAGCACGGGGUGCCGGCGGCGUGGUGGGUGCCGUGGAACAGGGGCAUGGUGAAGGGGGACGACGGCCGCUGGAGUCUGCUGGACUGCGAGGACGAGGACGACAGGGAGGACGCCGUGGUGUCGCCGGUGAACAAGUGAAGCCGACGUAUCCAUCAGCCCAUCUCACGUUCGGGUUCGUGUAAUGCAUGCAUGCAUGCACAAAUAAUUCGUUCACGUUCAGGGUCUAUGAUCUGGACUAGUAUUUCACGUCGUUGUUUCGAAAUAUCCCAAUGAUUAGUAAACUCCACUACAUCUACAUUCUAUUACCUUUUAAUUGCGGGAUUAUAGCCCAAAUGAU
Messenger RNA from Triticum urartu, 1594 nucleotides. Its product is annotated as phospholipase A1-II 6-like. Gene Ontology annotation, molecular function: glycerophospholipid phospholipase A1 activity. NCBI's taxonomy places the organism in Eukaryota, Viridiplantae, Streptophyta, Magnoliopsida, Poales, Poaceae. The record is from RefSeq and is a predicted model, not a curated record. Gene Ontology annotation, biological process: lipid metabolic process.